This is a messenger RNA of Neoarius graeffei (lesser salmon catfish), 9528 nucleotides long. RefSeq names its product protein tyrosine phosphatase receptor type Q (gene ptprq). The record is from RefSeq and is a predicted model, not a curated record. Gene Ontology annotation, biological process: protein dephosphorylation. The transcript has 58 exons. Bases 1 to 9528 code for a protein of 3175 amino acids. Lineage: Eukaryota; Metazoa; Chordata; Actinopteri; Siluriformes; Ariidae. Gene Ontology annotation, molecular function: protein tyrosine phosphatase activity; protein binding.
AUGGGUAAAAUGGUUCCUCUGAGACUGCUUGGGUUUGUGAUACAGAUUGUGAGUUUCCCUUGUCUGAGUGGUCCAGCGUCUGUCCAUGUACAGCUGGAGUUUUGCAGCUUUCCACUCAGCCUUCAGCCUGAUACUUACACACUCUUAUUGGGAAACAAGGUGCUGAGCAGCAGCGUGGUGUGUCAGAGUGUGUGUGAGUGUAUCAUGGGUGUACAUGUGCCACAGUCGCCUCCUGAACUGAAUCUGACUUUACAGUCGUAUGAACAGGAGCAGAUGUUGGAAUCCAGAUUCUUCCAGCUGGUUCCUCUGCAGAGCUCCGUUCUGGAAGUCGAGGUCUCUUCCACCAGCGCCGUGCUGAACUGGACCGACUGGACCCGUGAACAAGCGCAGCACGUGUGUGUAGACGCUCAGUGUUGGACGCUUUCAUCGUCUCAGCCGUCGCUCUUGGUGUCAGGACUACAACCUGGAACGCGUUACACAGUGACUGUAGAACAGAAAACACACAUUCCACAGGUCAAUAUCACACUCACGCAGAAGCUGCAGCUGGGUAUAGAGACAGGCUGGUGUCCUGUGGGCUGGAUAGCGACAGGGUGGAACUGUUUCCGGGUCAGACAGGAUGUACAGACGUGGUCUGAAGCACAACGGGUGUGUGAGAGUAUCGGCCCAGGAGUCCAUCUAGCCAGUACAAAGACGGACACUGACUUUCUGUCUGUCUCUGCCAACCUACAGUCCCACAACCACCUGCUGCUGCUGUGGACUUCUCUGAAUGACCAAGGGGAAGAGGGUCAUCUGUGCUGGGCUGAUGGCUCCGUCUACAACCUGAGUGUCGCUGUAAUAUCAUCUCUCUCAGCCAAUCAGACGAACUGUUUCGCCCUUCAAAGGAACGCUACAGGACCAGGCUACUUCUUCACUUCUCUCCUGUGUGACAUACAGCUUCCCUUCCUCUGCCACAUGCCAUUGCUGCAGGGAUCUUUCUCUGGCCUGUCUGUGGACAGUGUGCAGGAGACAGAAGUGGUCUUCAAUUGGUCAGACAUUUCUCAGGCCCACUCGGUUCUCGGCUCAGCGCUCAGCCUGCAUGUUCAUGAUCAGUCUGGUAGCCGAGUCCUUACACACACUCUGCUUGGACACACACUGAAUAGAAAGAUUGUGUGUGGACUGUCCCCUGGACACAUCUAUUACAUCUCACUCAGCCUUACACACCCCAGUGGAGCGUCUCAAACCCUCGGGCCGGUUCUCAUAGUUAAAACCAGACCAAACCCUCCACAGAACGUCACAGUGACGGAUGUCACAUCCAGUCAGAUUGCCCUAUCCUGGGCUGACCCUGAAUUUACCCAUGAUGCUUUGUUUGAGCGAUACUUCCUGUGCUGGGUGGAUGUAGCCUCUGGCAGGGGGCGGGGCUUGUGGUUGAACAGAGGGAAUCUCAGUGCUGUGAUUGGUGAUCUGGAAGAUUUUCAUGUUUACAGAAUCAGUCUGGUGUCAGUUACAGCAGAAGGGGUGGAGAGCUCUGAGGCCACACCCCUGCUUAUCAUCACAGAGGUUAAUCCUCCACACAGUGUUUCACUAUCAGCUAUUGGGACAGAAAACGCAACCGUGUGCUGGCAGCAGCUUGGUGAUCAUGAGGUUGAUGCAUAUCACAUCCAGCUACGGCCACGCCCUCCAAGUCAAGAGCGCUUCCGAGAAUUCUGGGUGAACAGCUCGGACUGUAUUACAUUUUCAAAGCUUGUGCCUGGUGAGACGUAUGAUGCGGGUGUGGCUACAGAAAGGGGCGGGAACAGGAGCGUGGAGAAAACCUUACAACUGACACUAAAGCCACAGAUGGUCCGAGACGCCGUCCCGUACUCAGUGGACAUGUUCUCCGUGGUCCUUUUUGUGCAGAUGCCCAUGAGCGGUGUUUAUGAUGGCCUUACUGUAGCUUACAGCAGGAACAGCACCUGGAUCCCGAUGUCCAGAGGGGCCAAUAAAGCUGUGGUGGGAAAUCUGAGUCCAGGAACCGCGUAUGAUUUCCAGCUGUUUGUCACCAGUAGAGGCGCGAGCAGUGACGGCUUCAGAUUGCGCUCAGUCAGAACUUGUCUGGCACCUCCAUUGCGUGCGCGUGCCGGUGUUGCGACGAACCACUCAGUAGAAGUAUUGUGGGAUCGAGCGGCGGGUCAUGAACACACAUAUGAAGUGCUUUGUAUGGACUGUACUGACACUGCCAUGGUGCAGAAAGUGUCACAGACUCGAGCGGUGUUUCAUGGUGUGAUCGCAGGAAAGCUGUGUAACAUCUCAGUGCGUACAGAGAAGGAGUCUUUUAGAGAUAGUGCACCAGUUUUCCUCACCAUCAGAGCUUUCCCUAGCUCGGUCACAUUACUGCUCGUUCGGAGGACAGCAUCGUCUGUGUGUGUGAGCUGGCGUGAGGGACCGGGAGUGUGUAACGCUUUCAUGCUGUCCAUCAGAAACUCCACCUAUAACUUGCAGAUGAGGCUCAGUGUCUCUGAUCAGAGAUGGUAUAACUUUGACCAUCUUCCUCCUGGGACUGUUUACACUGUCGAGGUGAGAAGUAUAAGUGGAAGGAGACACAGUUUUCCUACUGUGCUUACCGUUAACACGUUUCCAGCCCCUCCUGAUGCCAUCACCUUUAUUGAACAGGAAGGAAACGCCAUGUACGUCACCUGGACACGACCGCAGGGACGAGUCACCGGAUACAGGUUGUUUUAUGGUUUCGGUACGGACACUUUUCUUCCUCACCGAGUCAUCGUCCAUGGCAACCACAUGAGGAUAAGGGACCUCAUUCCAGGAAGUGAUUACAAGUUUGAGAUCCAGUCCUUCCUUGGGGAAGAUUUCAGCCAGAAUGUCAGCAAGAACGUCUCCACUAGUCCUGCAGGUGUGUGUUCUCUCUCUCUGUUACACUUCAACUCCUCGUCCGUCACACUGGCUUGGGACGUUGCUGUCGGCCAUUUUGACUUCCACAGGGUAACCGUGAGCAACGAUUCACACCAGUUGGUAUACAGCGUGCGCGCAGACACUCAAGAAUACACAAUGAGCGGCCUGCGGGACGGCUGCUCCUACAACACCACCGUGGAACGAGUCAGGAACAAGCAGAGCGGGACAGCUGCCAGUCUUACCGUACACACAGUCCCUGCUAUUCCUGAAGACGUGUGUGUGGUCAGUGUGUCUCCUCGCUUGUUCUCUCUUUACUGGCUGCCAUCUUCUGGAUGUGAUCAGCACUAUGUGGUCCAUCUUACCCCAGACCAUGGCAAUGUGACCAUGCUAACGACACCAGAUGGGCAUGUACAGGCCAAUGUGUCCAGUGUGACUCCAGGAACACAGUACACAGUAACCGUCAGUGCAGUCGCCUCCUCAGGGCUGAGUUCUGCCGUGAGCCGCUCCAUCACCACCACUGAAUCAGUUCCUGCAGCGCCCUUUAAACCCGAAGGAGAGCGAGUGGGCUCGAAUGGAAUCCUCCUGUCGUGGAGGAUGCCGCCUCCGUUCGACCCAAGCAUUGAAUCGUUCGUCAUCAGAUACAAGGAAAUGUGUCCACAUCCUGACCCCACCUUCACUGAGGUCACAAGGAACCUGUACAUCCCAGAAACCCUGCUGAACACACUCUCACCAGGGGCCACGUAUAAUAUUAAGGUGGCAGCAGUGAAUAACGCAGGAGUCGGACCCUUCAGCCAGUCCCUUUACUUCAAAACUUCAGAGGCCCCUCCUGGCUUGGUGACGAACCUCACGGCUUUUGCUCAGAAUCACUCCUCAGUGGUGUUGAUUUGGUUUCUUCCCGUACGCAUCAAUGGACUCAUCACGAAGUUCACAGUUAAAGCCAAACACGCCAGGACUGGCCAGACGGUCCGCACUCUGGAGCUCAACGCCCAGGAGAUCAUGAACGUAGCUCUGCCUCACUGCAAUGAUGCGGCAGACUUUCUGUCCCGUGCAACUCCAAGCCCCUCCGUCACCUCUGUAACAUCUGCAUUGCCACCUCUCACCAUGUCGGCCAUCCCUCCUGCCUCUAUCUGGAACGUGCCAAUCACAGUGGGAAUGGAUAUGCUCCGCCCCUAUACGGCCUACGUGUUCGAAGUGUCCGCCUUCACCAGUGAUGGGGAGGGACAAAUCGCUAGCACCAUGGUUCGCAUGCCAGAGGCUGCCCCUGAAGAUCCUCCACAGAAUUUGUCUGUGUGGAACAUCACCUCAAAAUCUCUCUCUCUGUCCUGGGAGCCUCCAACCAUCAUCACAGGACGUUUUAGCUACGUGAUCCAACUCCAUGGCCCUGCAGGUCUCAUUAGUGAGAACAGUACGAGUGAGCAGGCAAUUGUGUACACUGGACUGACCCCAUACACACGCUACCGCACCAUCGUCAUGGCCAAAUCAGCCGGAUCUACCGGGCCUGCUGCAGAAACCAGCAUCUCAACACCUUCAGAAGCCCCCGGCACAGUGUCGUAUCUCAGAGCAGUAGCUGUGGACUCCACGUCUGUGCGUCUCUCCUGGGGAACCCCCAAUCAGCCCAACGGACUCAUUACUCGCUACCGUAUCCUCGUCCUGCACCAUGACAUGCUCGUACAAGACAUCACACUCCGAGCAUUGCAGCAGAAUGCAAGCCAGGAUGAUGCUAACUCUGGAUCUGACCCGGUAUCCAUUCUGAGCUCCACCCAGCCACGACUGAGCACAAGAGCGGCGAUCACAGGCCUGACAUUACAGCCGCGUGAAUUCACACAAACACCAGUCAUGAGCCGGAUCGAGGUUCUGCCUCCCACUGAAGAGCUCAUUGACUUCUCGUCCGAUCACAUCUCCUACGUGGUGACAAGACUGAGUCCUUUUACCGAUUACAACUUCAGCGUGUCCGCCUUCACGAUUGUCGGAGAAGGACCUGCCAUACAGAUCGCACAGAAAACUCCAGAACAGGUGCCUAGCUCUGUUCAGGACGUGUCCUACGAGAACAUAAGCUCGACCUCCAUCUUUGUAAGCUGGAAUCCACCUCUGAACCCCAACGGGAAGAUCACACACUACACCGUCUACAUCCUCAACCUGCUCAGUCACCAGGCCCAGCAAAACAUUACAAACACCACCAGUAUCGUCCUCACAGGUUUGGAGAAAUACACGCAGUAUAAGGUGCGCGUGGCCGCUUCAACAGCAGCAGGCGAGAGCCCCGUGUCUGAUGAGGAUAACAUCUCGGUACUGACACCUGAGGAUGAGCCAGAUUCUCCUCCUCACAGCCUGGUUGUUUUGAACACCACAUCAUCCACUGCCACCAUCACCUGGUCUCCUCCUGAUAAACCAAACGGCAUCAUCCUUCUCUAUGAGGUGACCUACAGCAACGCAACAUUCAGCUACAUGGUGAAUUCAACUGUUCCCAGAGUCACACUGCACCAACUCAAGCCGUACACUCUGUACAACAUCACUGCACGUGGCUACACACGGCUCGGCCAUGGAGAUCAGACCUCACCCCUGCUACAGAUGCUCUCAGGGGAGGAUGUGCCUGGCAGUCCUCCAUAUGGGCUUGCAUAUGACAGCAUCAGCUCCAGCGAGGUGAAUGUGUCCUGGUUGCCACCCCUUGUGCCCAAUGGAGUCAUCUUGUACUACAGUGUGGAGUACUGGAACACCACACACACUCUGAACACCACCACACACACACCGUCUGUGCUCCUGUCCAACCUGCGCAAGUACGCACGCUAUCGCCUCAGCGUUCAGGCAGCCACUCGAGUCGGAUUGGGGAACCACAGCAGCGAAAUCCUCAACAUCACCACUCUGGAGGACGUGCCAGAUGGUCCGGUCCAUAACCUCUCGGCUCAGCUUUAUGGCUCUACGGCUGUAGUGAUUAGUUGGGACCCCCCUCUGGAGCCGAAUGGUAGAGUGUUCUACCAGCUAAGCCUGCAGGAAGCGGGCAUAACCCAUCCAUCCAUCAACCGAACGGAAAACCAGACCAUUACCAAGAUGACCACCGAUACGGUUUUCCUUUUCACCAAACUCAGGAAGUACUUCCCCUAUGUGCUUCGAGUUACUCCGGCAACGACUGCAGGCUCCGCCUUAGACCACACCUCCGUACUGCACCUGAGAACGGAUGAUGAUGUACCCAGUUCAGCUCCAUUGCUGGGUGAGAGCAGGAAUCUCUCGUCCACCUCUAUCCUGGUGUCAUGGUAUGCUCCUGUGGAACUGAACGGGGAGAUAAUCGAAUACGCCGUAGUUCUACAGGGUCCCCGAGGAUCCAACAGCACAUACACACCCAACUCGCAGCUCACUCUCACACACCUCACUCCAUACACAGCAUACAACCUUUCCAUCUCUGCGGUGACCCGCAAGGGCAUUGGACCCUCGCUCAUGCUGGCUCUGCAGACCGAUGAAGCAGGUCCAAUGUCUCCACCACGAAACCUGAGCAUCUUUAACCAUUCUUCUGACUCGGUGUGGCUCCACUGGGAACCCAGUCUGGAGCCCAGUGGCGUCAUUCAGCAUUAUGGAUUCAAAAUAGUGGAACUGAACAUGAACAAUGUUAUAUACCAGAACUCCACGGGGGCCGCAACUCAGGCAGAAUUACGGGGCUUCAAACCUCAUAGCUCUUAUGAGAUAAGUGUGUCGACUUACACUAGAGCAGGCAAUGGAGACCAGUACAGUCUUCCUGUCACCUUUACUACCAGCGAGUCAGUAUCUGAGGCGGUUGUGAAUCUGUCCUGUUCGGGCCUGGACUGGGAUUCAGUGUAUAUGGAAUGGGAGCCUCCAGAAAACCCCAACGGAGAGAUCUUGCUUUACCAUCUCAUCACACUAGAUCAAAGAGAGGACGCGCUACCCCUAACGAUUGGACACAAACUGGCAUACACUCUCAGCGGCCUGCAUCCUGACAUGUUUUAUGUCAUCUCUGUGGCUGCCGUUAACUCAGCAGGUCCAGGAAAAGAGUCCAACUGCACAGCACACACACUGCCUGAAUCAGCUCCUGGUCCCCCAAGGUCGCUGUCUGUGGUGAAUAUUAGCUCGGAUGCCGUGACUCUGAGUUGGCUCCGUCCUGCCCGAGUCUCCGGGUUCUUACGUGGUUACAGAGUAGAGAUACAGCGUCUGACACUCAUGUGUGAAACAGAAGAUGAUGCUUCCUGUGUGGAGAAUGAAGUUAUCCUUUUGGUAAAUGCGACAGAAAACAGAACAAGCGAGAUGACAGUAACACUUCAGCCCCUGCGUAAAUACAGACGCUAUCGUGUCCGAGUGUUGGCAUGGACCAAUGCUGGAGCUGGAGAUCCUACAGAGUGGAAGUACAUAUACACACUAGCAGGAAACCCUGAUGCCCCACCAGUUGCUGUCUCAGUGGUUCCUUCAGUCUCUGGGAUGAAAGUCACAUGGGAUGAACCAGCAGUCAUUUCAGGCCCCACCUCCUACCUCAUUGACGUUAUUGCUUUGGACGUUUCAGAACGUAAUGUGACCGUAGUGAGGAAUGCAGGAGAAAUCACGAUGGUGGUCAUUGGGAACUUGACUGCAUACACUUACUACUCGGUUACUGUCACUGCCUUUACUGGAGAUGUGGAUGACGCCCGCCGAGACGGCAUGGCCUCUGAGCCUGUCAUUGUCAGGACACUAGAGGGGGAACCAAAGGAUCCACCUAAAAAUGUGACCCUGACCAUCAUGCCAGAGGAAGUGACUCAUGUGUAUGUAACCUUCUUACCACCGGAUGAGCCGAACGGCAACAUCAGUGCCUAUCAUGUUUAUAUUUACCGCGAUGGACAACUGGACUUUGAGAUCGACAGCUUGCCUGUGGUCACGAACCCGAACAAGACCAUGACUGCUGUAAUAAAGGGACUUCAAGGAGGAUUCAACUACAGCAUACAGAUAGCUGCAGUGAAUGGAGCAGGAUUCGGGCCCAGAUCAGAAGUGAAACUCAGCAUGCCAAUGAAAGCCCCACCGGUGCCCUCUAAGAGGCCAAUGGUAGCCCUGAACAGUGCUGGCGUUCUCAUGGCAACACCUCAAACCAUCACUAUCGAGAUGCCUUUCUGUUUCUUCUCAGAUGACAACGGUCCUAUUCACAAAAUCCAGGUCAUCGUCUCUGAGCCAGCAGUGAUGGAUUACAGUAAUGUAUCUAACUGGAAGAGCGUGUUCCUCCACCCUACUGCCCCGUAUGUGACGGAUGAAGGUUUUCCAAAUCCAGAGUGCACUGAGGAUCCGAGUUCACCUGAGGAUAUGAUUCGCAAGAGCAUGUACGCCAGGACGUACGUGAUAGGAGCAGAGGAAGGAUGUUUCUCCGAGGAGGCACGGAUCCUCUGUAACGGGCCUCUCAAACCCAAAACAUACUAUGUAUUUAAAUUCCGUGCAACAAAUAUCCUCGGCCAGUACACAGACUCGGAGUACUCAGAGAGGGUCAGGACUGCAGAUGACCGUCUUUUGACUAGGGAUGAGCAGAUCAUACUCGGAGUGCUCCUGUCUUUUUUCCUGGCAUUGUUGCUGAUCUUGAUUAUAUACGCUUCUGUGCGGAUCCAUCAGAGGCAAAAAGAGGGCGGAACAUAUUCUCCACGGGAAGCAGAGAUUAUUGAGACCAAGCUGAAGUUGGAUCAGCUGAUAGCGAUGGCAGACAUGGAGCUGAAAGAGGAAAAAAUCCAGCGGCUGCUCAGUUAUCGGAAAUCUCUCAAGCCGGUCAGUAAGAAGGCUUUCAUUCAGCAUGUGGAGGAUCUUUGUGCCAAUGACAACGCCAAGUUUCACGAGGAAUUUGCUGAACUCCCCAAGCUUCUGCAUGACCUCGCAACAUCGGACGCUGACCUGCCGUGGAACCGCUCCAAAAACCGCUUCACAAACAUUAAACCCUAUAACAAUAACCGAGUGAAGCUACUGUCUGAGCCGGGGAUCCCGGGGUCUGAUUAUAUCAACGCUAGUUUCGUCUCUGGUUAUCUGUGCCCUAAUGAGUUUAUAGCCACUCAGGGACCUCUUCCUGGUACCGUGGCUGAUUUCUGGAGAAUGAUUUGGGAAACCAGGACCAAAACCAUUGCCAUGCUCACCCAGUGCUUUGAGAAGGGUCGGAUUCGUUGUCAUCAGUACUGGCCGGAGGAUAACAAGCCGGUCACUGUGUUUGGUGACAUCAUCAUCACAAAGCUGACUGAGGACGUGCAUCCUGACUGGACUGUCAGAGCGCUCCGAGUGGAGAAGCAUGGUGACUACAUGGUGGUGCAUCACUUUAACUACACGUCCUGGCCAGAGCACGGUGUUCCUGAGUCCAGCUCCACACUAAUCCAGUUUGUCAAAGCUGUCAGGUCCAACAGAGGCCAUGACAACACAACCAUCGUAGUGCACUGCAGUGCUGGUGUGGGCAGAACCGGAGUCUUUAUAGCUCUAGACCACCUGAUUCAGCACGUCCGAGACCACGACUUUGUGGACGUGUACGGCCUGGUGGCAGAACUGCGCAGUGAGAGGAUGUGCAUGGUGCAGAACCUGGCUCAGUACAUGUUCCUGUAUCAGAGCACUCUGGAUCUGCUGACCAGCAAAGGCAACAGUCAGUCCAUCUGGUUCGUUAACUACUCAGCGUUGGAGAAAAUGGACUCGCUGGAUGCUAUGGAAGGUGAUGUUGAGUUGGAGUGGGAAGAGACGACGAUGUAA